AGAAGUGUCGAAAUUCCCUCAUCAUGAAGGUCUUGCUGUUCACGUUGACCGCCCUCGUUGCUGUCGGGUUGAUCAGCGGCCAGGGCGAGCCAUGGUGUCGCUGCGCCCUCUUCGUCUCCUCCUCGUACGCUGAGUGGAUGGUCUUCGAGCUCCCGGAAGUCAACAUCACCGACUGCGACAGCCACGACCAGUGCAAGUGGCAUUGCAUUAAGGAGCUUAACGAGAUGACGAACGAGAUGGACUUGUGGUCAACCGUCAGCAACGCCACGGUCGGCCAGUACAUCUGCGAAGAACUGUAUUCGCAUUUCAUCUUCUUCAUCCACAACUCUUACGUCCACGCCUACUACGAGAUGUGCGGCGGGCCCUGGGAGUACACGGGCCUGGACUCCCAACAGAUGCUGUGCUGCGACAGGGGCGAACACAAGCACUGCAUCUCGUAACAGUUAUUGCAGCUAAUUGUGGUUUCUCUCAAUCCAGGCUGCUACUGACACUGUUCUAUUGAAGCUUAUAAAUGUAUUUACA
This is a messenger RNA of Penaeus vannamei (Pacific white shrimp), 522 nucleotides long. RefSeq lists its product as uncharacterized. The record is from RefSeq and is a predicted model, not a curated record. Lineage: Eukaryota; Metazoa; Arthropoda; Malacostraca; Decapoda; Penaeidae.